Molecule: messenger RNA, 410 nt
Organism: Aspergillus wentii DTO 134E9
Lineage: Eukaryota; Fungi; Ascomycota; Eurotiomycetes; Eurotiales; Aspergillaceae
Product: N-terminal L-serine N(alpha)-acetyltransferase NAT4
Exons: 1
Coding region: 23-337 (104 amino acids)
Cellular component (GO): nucleus
Molecular function (GO): histone H2A acetyltransferase activity; histone H4 acetyltransferase activity; protein N-terminal-serine acetyltransferase activity
Source: RefSeq, a predicted model, not a curated record
GGCCUUGGGAUUCACGUCAUUCAUGGUCACGUACGAAGAUGGGUACGAGGUGGUCUAUCUAUAUGAGAUUCACUUAUCAUCAGCGGUUCAAGGACAAGGGCUAGGGAAACAGCUGAUGCUGAAACUCGAAGACAUCGGACGACACAUUGGCCUGGAGAAGAUCAUGUUGACCGUUUUCAAAUCGAAUACAGUCGCCAUGGGGCUUUACAAUCGAGUUGGAUAUACCGUCGAUGAGUUCUCACCGCCGCCAAAGAUACUGCGGAAUGGGACAGUGAAGGAGUCCAGUUAUUUGAUAUUGUCCAAGUCGUUGCGCACAACGUCUGCAUGCAUGAAUUAACUGAGCAUCAACCCCUUCCCGUCAUCAUGGUCAGUUGUACAACGCACAGCGCAUUGAAUUGGCUUAUCUUCGG